AUGAGCAACACAAAUAAGACAGAAUUAACGCAGGAGAAUAAGGGCAUGAACAACUCUAACACUACAAAAACAUUGUGGGUAGGGGACUUAGACAAAAUAAAAGAUGAAGUAGUAGAUGAGAACUAUAUUUUAUAUUGCAUGUUUUACGAAUUUGCAGAGGACAUAAUAAAAGUAAAAUUAUGUAAAGAGAGAACAUCUCAAAAAACAUCAUAUGCGUUCAUUGAAUUCACAAGCUUUGACAUUGCAAAAUAUUGUUUUGAUAAUUUAAACGGGAAGUGGAUACCAGGAAGAAUGCAUAAAUUUAAGCUGAAUUGGGCAAAGUAUAAUGUGAGCGAAAAUGUAAAUACUAAUACUAGUGAAAAGAGUUUAGAUGUUGAAUUAGAUGAUAAAGGCACAUAUUCCAUAUAUGUUGGAGGAUUACCCAAAGGAACUACAAAAGAAGAAAUUGAAACUUUAUUUUCACGUUUUUAUACGAGUAUAUGUUUUGUAAAGAUGAUUAAAAAUAUGCAGAAAAAUCAAAAUAGAAUAUAUUGCUUUAUUCAUUUUUUUAACCACGAUGAGUGUAUUAGGGCUUUAGCUGAAAUGGAUGGCUAUGAUUUUAAGGGUUGUAAAAUUAAAGUCAGCACGUCCAAUGGGGCAAAAAUUAACAAAGGGACUGGAGAUCCCAAUAACUACUACUACAAAAAUGGUAACUAUCAAAUGCACCUUAACAACUUGAAGGUUAUGAACAUGGGAAUGAACAUUAACAUGGACAUGAGUAAUUACAACAUGGGAACAUACGUCGGCAAUUAUGCUCAGGGGGGAUCUUACCCUCAGGGAAAUUGCAGCCAAGCCAACUAUGACCAAGCAAAUUAUAACGCAAGUAUUAACAACAAUAAUGAUAACAGCAAUAAUAACAACAAUGACAGUACAAACGAAAAUGACAACAGCAAUGAUAACAACAGUGGUAAGAGCAACAAUGACAAUAUUAAUAACAGCAGUAAUAAUAAAAUAACUAGCAAGCAUGCCGAUAAAGAAGAAGGUAAAAACAGCGCAGGAGUAGUAGGAGAUUCGAUUAAAAAUUAUCACCUCUACUAUAACAGCGUAAAUAAUGAAUUGAAUAACCCAUAUAAGGUAAACUAUUAUGAUCAUUUGAAUUCAAACAUUACUGCAUUUCCUAUGUAUAACAGCACAGCUAACCGUGGUACAACUAAUAUGCCAUAUAAUUCUAAUAAUUACGGCAAUGAAAUGAAUUACUACACGGGCCAAAUGGCACAAAUGGUACAGAUGCAUAAUUAUGGGAAUGAUGGGAAUCCUAUUAACAGCUUCUCCAGGAGCAAUGAACAAGUGAAUAAUUACAACGCAGAAAUUAAUUGUUUAAAUAAUUUUAACCUUACUCCCGGAAAGGAGGAUGAUCAGAACCUUAUGAAUUACAGAAUGAGUAACAUAAAUUACCCAUGUGAUAUUAACAACUAUUAUAUAAAUGACAGUAGAAAAAACAUGACACAUGAUAAGAAAGAAGCUAAUAAUAAUGUAAAAAAUGUAGACUUGUCAACUGAAUCCAAGGUGAUAAAUCAUAUGAAGCAGAAAAACGAAAUGAUUGAGGAAAAUAUAAACAAUAUUAACCAUUCAUAUGGAUUAAAUUUUUAUAACGUCCCUUGUUUGAACAAUGAAUAUAAUAACAAUGGAUUUACCAUGAUUAAUAAUAAUAAUUGUCAUACAAAUGGUGAAGUUAAUUAUAAUGGUAACAUGAGCAAUUUCCACACGAAUGAUAUGAGCAGCGGUAAUAAUUAUUACUAUGGUGGAGAUGAGCAUAACAAAAACAGCAAUAGCAAAGAGAAAAACAAUAAUCGAAAUCACAGUAAUACCAACAAUAGCACGAACAGUGGAAGUAUGGAUAACAACGAAACUAUUGAUAAUGAACAUAGUAUUCAUAAUAACGACACUAUGGAUAAUAACGGUAGUGUUUACAAGAACGAUAUCAACGAUGAUAGUAGCAAGUAA
This is a messenger RNA of Plasmodium gonderi, 1983 nucleotides long. RefSeq names its product RNA binding function. The record is from RefSeq and is a predicted model, not a curated record. Gene Ontology annotation, molecular function: mRNA binding. NCBI's taxonomy places the organism in Eukaryota, Apicomplexa, Aconoidasida, Haemosporida, Plasmodiidae. Bases 1 to 1983 code for a protein of 660 amino acids. The transcript has a single exon. Gene Ontology annotation, cellular component: cytosol.